Annulohypoxylon truncatum is the source of this 351-nucleotide messenger RNA. RefSeq lists its product as uncharacterized. The coding region runs from base 1 to 351 and encodes 116 amino acids. Lineage: Eukaryota; Fungi; Ascomycota; Sordariomycetes; Xylariales; Hypoxylaceae. The record is from RefSeq and is a predicted model, not a curated record. The transcript has a single exon.
AUGGAGAGCUCAGACCCACCCGAGUUUCCCGACUUUGAAGUCGAGUCACUAGAUGACGCGGAAAAGAUCUUAGCCGUAUUCAAGAAGAUCGAGGACUACUUCGACAGCAUCGAGACUGGGGAGAUCCUGCCCACAGCCACGUACGAAGUGCUCGUCAAGGCUCUAGACUGGUUCCCAUAUGCGUUGAGGAGACUUGAAGAGGGCAAGGAAAAGUUUACUGAUGACCCUGAAACGAAGGAGAUAAUCCAAGACGCUUUGGACAUCUUGAAUACUAUACACCCAACAAUCGAACCGACCAUUAACGACAGCGACGAACUAAGAGAGCGCGAAGGGGAAGUCAAUGGAUCUUAG